Molecule: messenger RNA, 318 nt
Organism: Glarea lozoyensis ATCC 20868
Lineage: Eukaryota; Fungi; Ascomycota; Leotiomycetes; Helotiales; Helotiaceae
Product: Sm-like ribonucleoprotein
Exons: 3
Coding region: 1-318 (105 amino acids)
Biological process (GO): spliceosomal snRNP assembly; RNA splicing
Cellular component (GO): U2 snRNP; catalytic step 2 spliceosome; U5 snRNP
Molecular function (GO): RNA binding
Source: RefSeq, a predicted model, not a curated record
AUGGCGGACGCAGCAAAGAUCACGGAACUUCUGUCCAAACCUCGCUCCGAGCUCACGGAAUUCGAGAUUGCACAGCUCGAAGAGCAUGAAUUUACCUCGGGCCCUCUUUCCAUCCUCCAAACUGCCGUUCGAUCGCAUGCGCAGGUCCUCAUUUCCUGCAGAAACAACCGCAAAUUACUUGCGCGGGUGAAGGCUUUCGAUAGGCAUUGCAAUAUGGUCCUGGAGAACGUGAAGGAAAUGUGGACGGAAACUCCAAGAAACAGUGCAGGAAAGAAGGGAAGGCCAGUAAACAAGGAUAGAUUUAUCAGCAAGAUGUGA